CAUAGCUACAUGCCGGUCUAUGUGGUUUGGUUCUAUGGAGUGGUUGCUGUAUUGUUUUGAUUAGGAAAAUCAUUUGGACAGGUAACGUUACCGCUACGGAUUACGUGAUCUAAGAUCUCCCCUGUAGUCAUAGAAGUCAUGGAUGAGCAGACAGGCUCUCCAGGAGCCAAUAACGACAACAGCAGCCAAAGAAAUGGAGAUGAGAAGCCCCGACGUGCCAGCUGGACCAAGGGGAGGAAGAGGAAGAAGCCAAUGAAGGACAGCAAUGCCCCCAAGGCCCCCCUAACGGGCUACGUUCGCUUCAUGAACGACAGACGAGAGCAGCUACGGGCAGAGCGUCCAGACGUGCCAUUUCCAGAGAUUACGAGGAUGCUGGGCAACGAGUGGAGCAAGCUGCCGCCCGAGGAGAAGCAGCGAUACUUGGAUGAGGCGGAGCGAGACAAGGAGCGCUACAUGCGGGAGCUGGAGAAGUACCAGAAGACGGAGGCUUACAAACAUUUCACCAGGAAGGUUCAGGAGAAGCAGAAGGGCAAGCGGCACAGGGGAGAUGUUGGGCACCAGGUAGCCAACGAGGCUCUUCACGAGAAGGAUGCAGAAGGCAAGGACAGAACUGUUUUUGACAUACCAAUCUUCACAGAGGAGUUUCUCAACCACAGCAAAGCACGUGAAGCUGAGAUGCGGCAGCUGCGUAAGACCAACAUGGAGUAUGAGGAGCGUAACGCAGCGCUGCAGAAACACGUGGAGAGCAUGCGCGGGGCAGUAGAGAGGCUGGAAGGCGACGUGAUGCAAGAGAGGGGACGCAACGGCCUCCUCCACCAACACCUGGAGACCCUGCGCCAGGCGCUCACCUCCAGCUUCUCCUCCGUACCUUUGCCAGCUAGUGGAGAGACGCCCACUCUUGACAGCAUUGACUCGUACAUGAAGAAGCUCCACAGCAUCAUAGUCAGCAACCCCCAGGAACAUGAGAAUCUCAUCAACACUGUGAGAGACGUGGUCAACCGUUUGGACAGAUAAUUGGACCAAGUCCCACUGAUUUGAUGGAUUGAGAUUCUCAGUGGCGUUCAGUAGACGCUGCUCCUUGACGGGGAAUCUUCCGGACGAAAACCUCUUUUAUUACUCUGCUAUUGUAAUGUAGGUGAAGGUUAUGUAGCGUCUCAUAUUUAUUUAUAAUUGUUUAAAUAACUUUUUUUUUUUUUAUAAACUGUUCACACUUUAAUAUAGCCAUAGUUUGUUUUUAUAAAAUAAUGGUAGGACAUGAAACGGUUUCAUGUCACUCGUUGCUCCUGUUGUGUCUUCACUGUCCAUUUAUAGCAAAUGCUUCCACAGCAAUAUCUAAAGCAUUAUACAAAAUGUGCGAAAAUGUUGUGAUCAAAGAAAAAUGUAUCCGUGGGUUUGUGUUUCCAUAUCCAAGAAAACCUGUUGAACAGACUUUCCUUUUUCCUAACUCUGUUGAAGAAAAACGUGCCAUUUGUUUGUUUUUUUCUGUGUGAAAAAGUGUUUGUGUUUUCAAUAAACGUAUUUACAUCA
Molecule: messenger RNA, 1527 nt
Organism: Perca fluviatilis (European perch)
Lineage: Eukaryota; Metazoa; Chordata; Actinopteri; Perciformes; Percidae
Gene: hmg20a
Product: high mobility group 20A
Exons: 9
Coding region: 139-1014 (291 amino acids)
Biological process (GO): regulation of gene expression
Cellular component (GO): nucleus
Source: RefSeq, a predicted model, not a curated record